Sporisorium graminicola is the source of this 1944-nucleotide messenger RNA. RefSeq lists its product as uncharacterized. The record is from RefSeq and is a predicted model, not a curated record. Lineage: Eukaryota; Fungi; Basidiomycota; Ustilaginomycetes; Ustilaginales; Ustilaginaceae. Bases 1 to 1944 code for a protein of 647 amino acids. The transcript has a single exon.
AUGACGGCCUUUCAUGGCACGAGGCUCGGUCACAGCAUCCGAUCUGGACGAAAUAUCGGCGAGACUAGCAAUAAUGAUGGCAGGGUAGAUGUGAACAACGACGACGCGCGGCAGAUCGCCGAUCGUGAAGGGCAGGAGCGGGCAGUGGAACAAGACGACGAGGAGGAAGACGACUAUGAGAAGGAUCAGGACGAAGAUCAAGAUCAAGAUGAUGAAGAUGAAGAAGAGGAUGAGGAUGAGGAUGGCGACGAUGAUGAGGAGGACGACGAAGAGGAGGAAGAAGAUGGCGUCGCAGAGGAAGAAGAAGACGAGUCUCCUUUCCGAUUCCUGGAAGGAUUCGACGCCAACUGGUUCACGGGAAAGUCUCUAGCUGCAGAACCAAGAUCAACAUCCUACAACGAUCCAUCUGGUAGCAAUCGUCGCUCACCGACAGACAGUGCGGACGAUGCCGAGUUCUACGGCGCCAUGAUUCAGAUGCUCACGCACGUGUUGGGAUCGUCGGAUUCCAUCACGUGGCCAAAUCAAGCCACUCCAGGAUCGCAGCUUGCACCCUCACCCUUUGCUCCUCCCUACAGCAGCCCAGCGCAUACGCCGAGCUAUACGACUCCAUCAUUUCCGGUCACUUCGAGGUCGGCCAUCGGCAGCAAUGGCGCAAGCAGCAGCGGCAGCAACAAGAACAAGGGGAGCAAGUCUGAGCUCUCGGUGCUUCAACCAAUGAUCCAGGCCCUCAUCGCCCGUCUUGGGAAGGACUAUCAGCUUCCGCGCCGACCGGUGGGCGAGCAAGACCUCACUGCGUUGUUGCAAACCCUGAUGAUCCAGCAGCAGCAGCGUCAGCAAGAUCAGCAAGCGAACAAAGGGGCCAAGCCUCGACCGACCACUUCGCUCGCCGAUUCAAAGUACGAUCUUGCCAGGCAAGGCUCAAUAGCACAGAUGCCUCCCGGACUUACUCCUCAACCAUUUACCGGCGCGGAUUCCUCGUACGACCUCUCUACCAGCCAAAGACCGCAACCACUCCACUUUGCCGACCUUGACUUCGAAGAUGAGGAUGAAGACGAUCCCGAUUUCAACCCUGAUCUGAACCCGGAUCUUCCGCUGCCUUCCGCUUGGUCACUGGCGGUGCGGGAUGUGGUAGCAUCCGAGGAGUCUCGAGCCGCUGCUGCGGCCGCAGCUGUUGCCGCUUCCCAAUCCGGCACACCGUCUGGCGCCCAAACACCAGCAGAUAUGCUUCGACCCGACUCGUACAAAGCAGCCAAUGCGCAAGCGACUUCAGAUGGCCGCUCAGCGAUGCCCUCGCCGCUGGGAGACGCCGAGGGACGUCGAUCGUCGUUUGAACUACCCUCUGCACGACCUUCCAGGUACAACUCCUUUGCACAAGCUUCGACCUCGGCAACAUCAGCAUCUGCAUUUGCGCCUCCUUCGCAUUCGACCCCGACCCAACGCGAUGUUCGGCAGACUUCAACGCGACAGGUUACCCCUCCUCUCUCUUCGACUUUGGCUGGCGUACAAGCAGACGACGCUCCAAGGGCCUCAGAUCUGUUGUUCUCACCAUCAGGGAGACCGAUUAGAGCGUCUCGCAAACGGCCAGGCUCUCCAUCAUUCGCGUCUCAGUCGAGACAGUCGCGGGCUGAUGUGGCAGCGCCCCUUGCAGCGUCUCGACGCGAAGAAACUGCCGCCGCAGAGCAGGGUCCGCCUCGUAAGAGAGGUAGAAAGCCGGUGCUUGAGCCAGGUGAAGCACAGCGUCGUCGUGCACAACGCAAUGUCGAGUACCAGCGCAUGCGACGCCAGGUGAAAAAGGCGGAGGAGUCCGAGCAGAGCGAAACUGUGCUCGAGCUCAAAGCAGAAGUCAAGAUGCUUCGUGCGGAAAUGGAGAGGCUGCGGGACGAGAAUGCGAUGCUGCGCGCACAACGGGAGCUCGACCGGUUACAGCGCUCGAAUCACGGCUGA